AUGCCGGGCGGCGUGUGUGCCGUCCUCGACUACGAGGUCGAGGCCAUGGCUGAGUAUGUUGCCGAGAUGGCCACCCGCGUCAUCACCCCCGAGGCCCCCAUCACCUCGGCCUUCCGCAAGUUCGUGUCGCAGAUCCUCACCUCGACCCGUCUGCCAAGCACCACCAUCCUCCUAGGCAUGAACUACCUCGCCAAGAGGAUCAACACUAUGAAGAGCCAAGGUCCCUACAAGGCCUCCGAGGGCCAGGUGUGGCGCUACCUCACCGUAUCGCUCCUCCUGGGAAGCAAGUUUCUGGAUGACAACACCUUUCAGAACCGCUCCUGGUCCGAGGUCAGCGGAAUACCCGUCGCCGAGCUCAACUCGCUCGAGUUUGAGUGGGUCCAGUCCAUGAAUUGGCGCCUCUAUGUCAACCUCGACAAGAGCAAGGACUACCAGGCGUGGCUCGAAAACUGGCGUGAGUGGCAGCAGCUCAAGAAGCGCCAAGCCCAGGCCGGCAGGGACAAGCUCUCGUCCGUCCUGCCCGCCAUCAACACCGACCUCGCCCGCUACAGCAGCAGCCGCCGCUCCCCUCACUCUCGCUACCUCCAGGAUCAGGUCGCCGAGUACGAGCGCUACGAGUCUCUCAAGCUUCACCAGCAGCAACCGCACCACCACCACCACCACCACCACCAGGUCUUCCACCAUCAGGAUGUGUCCGCCUGGACUCACAACCCUUGGAAUGCUGCUCCUCUGACGCCUCCCGACUCGGGUUACGGCACACCCGAUGGCUACGGAUUGUCUGCCACGUCUAGCAACGCUAGGUACAACGACUGGUUCGCCCAGGCCGCAGCCUGCUACAGCAGCAACGCCAACAACCUCGGACGCUACUCGCACGCCCCUGCGCCGAACCCAUUCUACCAGGGCCGUCAGUCUCACUAUGUCCACGGCUAUGGCUACGGUCACCACCAUGGCUGGGAGCACGGCCUGGCCGAGUGUAGCUGUCCCAACUGCGUCAGCCCCAUGAAGCAGGCUCCCUAUUUUGCGACCCACUCCUAUGGCCAGACGGUCAUGGGCUGA
Molecule: messenger RNA, 1056 nt
Organism: Geosmithia morbida
Lineage: Eukaryota; Fungi; Ascomycota; Sordariomycetes; Hypocreales; Bionectriaceae
Product: Cyclin
Exons: 1
Coding region: 1-1056 (351 amino acids)
Biological process (GO): regulation of cyclin-dependent protein serine/threonine kinase activity
Cellular component (GO): cyclin-dependent protein kinase holoenzyme complex; nucleus
Molecular function (GO): cyclin-dependent protein serine/threonine kinase regulator activity; protein kinase binding
Source: RefSeq, a predicted model, not a curated record